CAUCCAUCUCCUUUCCACCACGUCGAAUGCCUCGUCUUCGCCUGCCUCCAUUACCUAGCCCAUCACAAUGGAGCAAAUAUAUUCCACGCACAGGGCGCUAUUCCAACGAGGGAGCGGGAGCUCGUGAGCUUCUCCGGCGCACGGUUGUCGCCAGCAAGAAGCUCACGGACUCUUACGUCCGCGCCCUCGGCAUCAGGAAAGACGAGGUCAUUCUCGAGGCCUACCCGUCGCUUGGGCAGUUGACGCGGUCCCUCCUUGCUGGAGGAGUCGACACAACAUCUGCCGCCGACUGGGAGCAGGUCACACGUGAACAGGAGAUCGUAGGGCCACGCGCGGGCAAAGUCAAGCGGCGCAACAUCGACCAGUUCGACUACCCGGAGUGGGACGUGAGCAGUGUACCAGCCAACCCUGUUCCGAAGGGCGUGAAUGAGAAACACGCUGUCGUUCCGAAAGCAGUGGUUGCUAUCGAGCCACUCAUCACGCAGCUCAGCCGCGGGCUCGGAUUCGACCCAGACCUCGCGCCGUCGUCGUACUGGGACUACAAUGAUGCUAAGACGGAGGAGGAGCUCAAGAAGAUUGCGGAGAUGCGGGGGACUACGCCUGUUUACCCUUCUAUCCUGCAGAAGAACCUCUUGCUUUGUCCCGACUCUGUGUUCGAGUGGCACACCAUUCCGCGCGUCUUGGACAACCCGCUAGUCUGGGAGAAGCUUCCUGUGUACGACGAGAGCAAGGAGGGUGUCGAGUCGAGGAUGCGGCCGUGGGACGCCCCUCCCCCGCCGUUGUCGGUUGUUGCCACCAUGCCUGAGACUGUAUUGGGCGACCAGCUUAUCGCGCAGUGGGUGUCAAGCGCGAUCGGGGAACCAGGCAAGGAGAGGGGCUGGUUGUGGGCAUUCGGGCGAGUCCGCCUCGCCAUGUUCGUCCCAAAGACGCAGUACGACCGCCUGAUGGCAUCCCCUGGCGAGACGAUCCACUGCAAGCUCAGCGUCAUGGCGAACGCCCUCUUCCAAGUCCGCCCGCUCCCCCCGUACCACCAUGUGCCCGACGUCGACAAGCAAUCGACGAGGACGAACACUGACUAUGAAACGGCUCUGCGGGAAAGCGCGGGUGCCCGAGUCGGAAAGGGCGGCGUGAGGAUACGACAUGCGACACCCGCGCCUCCGCCCAUCGACGAGGUGACGGAGACACAUGUGGGCGACUUUUGGCCGCAGAACGGCCGACUCGUUGGCAGGUCGGCGAACGUCAAGGUGCCCGAGGACACGAAGCUGCCGCGCCCGCCCAUGCUCGGAGUCGAGCUUAUCCCACGCCUCGACUCGCCCAUCCGCCUCGACCAGCGCGAGGAGUGGGAAUUUGUCCUGCGGCACUGCUUCGUGCAGGAGGCCAGGCCGCUCUCGUUGGCCAUGCCCAAGCUCGGGUUCGGGGCAGAGAACCUCAUCCCCAAGAUCCGCGAAAGCGAGACAACCAGCAAAUAUGCUGGCCUGCCGUGCAACCCCGAGACGACGGUGCGGCACCUCACCAUCGAGCAGUGGCAGCGCAUCGUCGACGUCUUCGCCAAGUGGCCGUUCAAGCCCGAACUGCUGAUGCUCGACUCCCUCGACGACAACCGCCAAAUCGGCACCACUUAGCAUACUGUACAUGUAACCACUCUAUUGUUGGCUCUGCUGCUGCCGCGCGAUGAAGUCGCGGAUGCCUGUGCUGCCCAUUUUGGCGUCCUUGAGGAGCGCUUCCUCGACCGCACUGAGGUCGCGCGUGCUUCUCUUGUCGUGCGCAAACUCCGAGCUGAUCACAUCGAUCGCGAGCAUGUCGAGCACGCUCAGCCCCUUCUCCCCGCGCACGCGGUUGACCAUGUUGCCUCCGCUGAGCGUCUCCUUGCUGACGACGAGGAGGGAGAUUUCCGGGUCCCACGCAGUCGGGCCGAGGGCGUCCUGGAUUUCAACGACGUCGAGAACAAUGCCACGCGCUUCACCGCCACAGCGGCGCAGGAACGCUGUCGCAGCUCCGAGACGCGUGUCGAGGUUGUCAAGUACUGCAGCGUGGCUCUUGGUCGCGAGCAAUCGGUGGGCCAUGACGCCGACGAUGAGGCGCUGCUCCGUCGCGAACAGCGCCAUGUGC
Cutaneotrichosporon oleaginosum is the source of this 2109-nucleotide messenger RNA. RefSeq lists its product as uncharacterized. Lineage: Eukaryota; Fungi; Basidiomycota; Tremellomycetes; Trichosporonales; Trichosporonaceae. Gene Ontology annotation, molecular function: rRNA (adenine-N6,N6-)-dimethyltransferase activity. The record is from RefSeq and is a predicted model, not a curated record. Gene Ontology annotation, biological process: rRNA methylation.